CAUGCCUGACGACAAAAGUCGUGCCAAUUGGGAACACGAGCCCGAACAGAGAGCAUCUCCUUCCAGCUUCAGCUCUGAAUCUUAAAACUCAUCAGUCCCCCCGUCCUUCCUCCUCAUCCUCGUCACUUUCCCCAAACAACGGACCCCUCUCGUGUCCAAUUGCGGCAUCCUGCUGUCUCACCCUACAGAGCACCAACCAGACGCCGCCGCGCCUUCCCAAAACGGCAGUGCAUUCACACUUGGACGCCCACGCCUUCGACCCGACUCCUCCCAGCACCAACAACCAACUCAUCCAACUCCAACCCCCCCAAGGUAAUCUCGACCCGGAGAUCUAAUCUCUCACGAUGGACGAGGUCGAUCGCGAGCUCGCCCUCGCCCAAGAGGAGUCCCGCCGGGACCACCACUUCGAGCACCCGCAUCCCCGCCCUAGCAGCGACGCCCUGCCUGCCGUCGACGAGGACGCCGUCGCCCACCACCGCCGCGCCAGCAACGAGAUUGAGCGUGUCGUCACCGCCGCCUCGUCCGCUUCCACCUCCUCUGCCGACACCAGGCCCGACGGCCUGCGCAGCCGCAGCGGUGUCGGCAUCAGCCGCGUCUCGACCCAGCGGGACCUCGAGCGCCACCCGACUGAGCUCAGUCGCAUCCAUACCGCCCGCAGCCAGCACAAUGCCACCGUCGGCCGCUCCUUGUCUGCUGCCACCGGCCGCUCCUCGCGCUCUCGCAAGCCUCUCCCCGCCUUCGGUGCCGGCAAGCCCUUCCCUCCGCCUCUGCCCGACCAGGAGGAGUACGUUGUCGAGUUUGAUGGCCACGACGACCCCUACCACGCCCAGAACUGGCCCACCAGCAAGAAAAUCGCUACGGCGGCCAUGCUUGGCUACACCACACUGACUGCCGCCUUUACCUCGAGUAUCUUUUCCGCGGCGACUGGCGCCGUCUCCGAAGAGUUUGGCGUCAGCACCGAGGUUGGCAUCUUGGGUGUUUCUCUCUACGUUCUCGGAUUUGCGUUCGGUCCAACUUUCUGGGCUCCCUUAUCCGAGCUGAAGGGCCGCCGCCUGCCGCUGGUCAUCUCCAUGUUUGGGUUCUCGAUCUUCUGCGUCGCCUGUGCCGUCGCCAAGGACUUGCAGACACUCCUCAUCAGCCGCUUCUUUGCUGGCUUCUUCGGCGCCUGCCCCUUGGCAGUCGUCGCCGCCGUCUUCUCCGACAUGUUUGACAACUCGACCCGUGGUGUGGCCAUUACCAUCUUCUCCAUGUCCGUCUUUUCGGGACCUCUCCUGGCCCCAUUCAUUGGUGGUUUCAUCGUCAUGUCGUAUCUCGGCUGGCGCUGGACCAUGUACAUCGCUGCCAUCAUGGGCUUCGUGGCCUUUGGAUUCAACAUUAUCUUCCUGCAGGAGACCUACCCUCCCGUCAUUCUCGUUGAGAAGGCUGCUGAGCUUCGCCGGAGGACCAAGAACUGGGGCAUCCACGCCAAGCAGGAAGAAAUUGAGGUCGACUUCGGCGAGCUCAUCUCGAAGAACUUCAGCCGUCCCAUGCGCCUGCUGUUUGGCGAGCCGAUCGUCACUGCCCUGUCCGUCUACAUGGCCUUCAUCUACGGUCUUCUCUAUCUUUCGCUCUCGUCGUACGGUUUUGUCUUCCAAGGCGUCCACGGCUUCAACCUCGGCGAAUCUGGACUUGCCUUCUUCGGCAUGAUCAUCGGCCAGCUCAUCGCAGGUACCGUUGUGCUGUUGAUGCAGCCCUCCUACCAGCGCAAGCUGGCUGCCAACAACGGUAUCCCUGUUCCCGAGUGGCGUCUCCCCGUUGUCAUCUCAGGCGGUGUUGCGUUCGCUGGGGGUCUCUUCUGGUUCGGCUGGUCGGGAUACAACCCCAAUGUCCACUGGAUUGUGCCGGCUGCCUCUGGAAUCUUGACCGGUUACGGGCUUAUGGCCAUCUUCCUUCAAGCUCUCAACUACCUCGUGGACGCCUAUCUCAUGUUUGCCGCCUCUGCCAUUGCCGGUAACACCUUCCUUCGAUCGCUUUGCGGAGCCGCCUUCCCUCUUUUCGCGCAGUACAUGUUCAAAGGACUUGGCAUCCAAUGGGCCUGCACCCUACUCGGCUGCGUAGCUGUGUUGCUUAUUCCAAUCCCCGUCCUAUUCUACCUGUACGGACACAAGAUCCGGGCCAAGAGCAGCUUUGCUCCUACCGGACCCCUCAAGCCGCCCUCGAACAACGGAACUGGUGACUCCUCGAACGGCGAAAGCCCCGUGGAAAAGCAGGACAGCCGCAUCGACCACGCCGCUGCCUCGAACGUGCCCAGGGAGCAGAACACGUCCCGGGCGUGACGUGUUAGUCAUGAUUUAGCGGUUUCGCGAAGUUGAUGUUGUAGAGAGAGUUUGGAUUAAAGCAUCUUGAAUUACGCAUGGCGAACAGAUACACCUAUUGAACAAUAUGUCACGAGCUACAGACUGAGUCUAUUGAUCAAUCUUUAUAUAGAUAAUUCAUAAUAUAAUAGAAACCAUGCCAA
Messenger RNA from Microdochium trichocladiopsis, 2497 nucleotides. RefSeq names its product major facilitator superfamily transporter. Gene Ontology annotation, molecular function: transmembrane transporter activity. The transcript has 4 exons. Bases 345 to 2315 code for a protein of 656 amino acids. Gene Ontology annotation, biological process: transmembrane transport. NCBI's taxonomy places the organism in Eukaryota, Fungi, Ascomycota, Sordariomycetes, Xylariales, Microdochiaceae. The record is from RefSeq and is a predicted model, not a curated record.